Molecule: messenger RNA, 1563 nt
Organism: Trichobilharzia regenti
Lineage: Eukaryota; Metazoa; Platyhelminthes; Trematoda; Strigeidida; Schistosomatidae
Source: the annotation of a GenBank genome assembly
AUGCUGAGUAGUUUUUUAUUGAGUGAUGAAUUGAAAUUGAUGUAUUUGAUGAGGUAUUGCACUGGAGAUGCUGCAAGAGCUAUACAGUGCUGUAAGCUUAUGCCCCCUAAUGAGGGAUACGCUGAGGCUAUGAGCAUAUUACGUCAAAGUUUUGGAAGACCUUCGAUGAUUGCAGGGAAAUUAUUCGAGGCUGUUAAGGGUAAUGGUGGUCAAUUACAGGAUGACUCCCAGGCACUCACUGAGUUUUUGGAUAAUUUGCUAAUUUACAAGAAUGGAAUGAUUUCGAUGAAUCGAAUGAGUGACCUCAACUCGAGUUUUAUACUAGAAGUAAUAGCAAGACGUCUACCUACCCGACUGCAAAGGAAGUGGGUGAAGAUAAGCUCCCGUAUGGAGGAUGAGGGUAUCGAGCCAAGGUUUGAUGAUAUCCUGAAACUAGUAAAAGAUAGUGUCAAUCAAUCUAUGAGCAAUUUUGCCAGUAUAUUGAAUCUCACCCCUAGAAUAGAGCAGUCUGAGUGCAAAAUGCAAUCAUUGAUGACGAAUAGGCAUCAGAGAGGUGGAUAUCGAGAAGGCUCCAUGAUGUCUAGUAAUGCAUAUAGACCUAGUGAGUGUAACAGGUUUCGUAGUACAUCCUCAACAGAUAAUUUACAAGAUGCAAGACAAGCACGGUUGUGUUUUACACGUUUGCAAGAGGUGCAUACAAAGGUGAACUGUGAACCAGUGAGCAAGUUCAGUGAUAAGCUAAAUGUAAACUCCAGGCCUGACUCCGAAUUGUGUGACGAUAACGGUGCGGUCAAGAAGUCUGUAGUUGCAACUGGUAAGCCAUUGUUGAAUAGAGUGUCACAGAAUAGAGUUGCUGCUUCAGAGUGCAGUUCUGACUCCACAAGUUUACAAGGUAUUACUAGUCAGAGUGAGGGUAUAGAACCUUUAAGGAUUUGUGAGGAGGAACCAAAAUUGUCUACUUCUGUUAUUAAAGAGUUUGAAAAUGAUGAACUUGACGGUAAAUUGAAUAUUUGUGGUAAUGAUCAUGAUAGCGCAGAUUUGUCUUUGGUUGAUCAUGAUGAGAUGAGGGAUAUGCCUACUACUGCUAAGUUGAACAAAGGUUCUGUACAACUACAACGUGAAGUAGAAAUAAAUGCAGAUGCAGUUGCAGAAGGCAUACAUACUUGUGAGACCGUCAGUGUGAUUGAUCAGCAUGUAGCCCACCUAUCAUCAGAUGAUAGUGCUAAACCCGAACUAGUAGUGAAAGACAGCAGUGGUGGUAAUCUUGCAGUUGGACAACUAUCUGAGAGCCGAAAAAGAACAGCUUCUGAUCCACCGCUAACUUCAUCACUUUGUGUCACUCAGUCAUCGUUGGUGUUUUCAUCCACAAUGAAACAGAUGCCCAUCAACUCAAGUAUCUUGUGCAAUGACUAUGAUAGUAUUGGUGCAUUUGAAAAGACGAAAGAUAUUGCUCAGUUUAGUGAGAAUAAGCCAAGUGUAAACGAGAGGGCAUUUCUAGUUUCAAGUUACUAUUUGAAUGCUAUUAUCUUUGGUGUAAAUUACUCUGUUUCUAUACUUGGUUGA